Molecule: messenger RNA, 2890 nt
Organism: Rhipicephalus microplus (southern cattle tick)
Lineage: Eukaryota; Metazoa; Arthropoda; Arachnida; Ixodida; Ixodidae
Gene: Cog3
Product: conserved oligomeric Golgi complex subunit 3
Biological process (GO): intracellular protein transport; intra-Golgi vesicle-mediated transport; Golgi organization
Cellular component (GO): membrane; cis-Golgi network; COG complex
Source: RefSeq, a predicted model, not a curated record
ACAUGGCAGCCGCGUCCCAUGUAAACAUGAAGGAAAUCAAGGAUAACUUGGAAAAUUGGGAACACCCGUCGGAACCUCUGGCACCAAUCACUGAGAAACAAGCUGAAGGCAUAUCUCAGCUCAUGGCCCAUGUUGCAGAGCGCCCUAUGCCCGAUGGAAUGCCACCGAGUUUGUCGACGACGCCAGACCCCAAACGCAAAGCGAUGCCACUGGUUCCCGAACUGUCCGAGUUACCAGAAUGCUUGCAAAAAGUUUGGAAAGGAGACGUGGCGAUCACGAAUGCACAACAGUUCCUGACGUGGUUCUCCGAGGUGGAAGAGAGGAUGAUGGAGGAAAGUGACUGGGAAUAUACCAACUACAUUGAUGUGGUGUCAUCGUACCGGGAAAAGUGCUGCGGACUGCUUAGUGAAAUCGAUGCGUCGAUGGCACAAUUGAGGUUGCUCCAAGAGGAAUACGAGCUUGUGUCGAACAAAACGAAUGCACUUCACGAAGCCUGCGAGCACCUGCUGGAUGAACAGUCAAAACUAAUGAACGCCGUUGAAACCAUUGCGGAAAAACUGCGGUACUUCACAGAGUUGGACACCUUAUCCCAAAAAAUGGCUUCCCCCGACAUUUCUGUUCUGAGUGAAACUUUCAUACCCAUGUUGACAAGACUGGACGAGUGCAUCAGCUAUCUAGAAUCAAACCCCCAAUACAAAGAAGCUGGGGCCUACCUGGUCAAGUUCAAACACAUGCAGUGGCAGGCGCUGGAGAUGAUUCGGUCGUACGUGACGAGUACCCUGGAGCACACGACACACCAAGUGUUGUCCCGCAAGGACCCCCUGUGCUCCACCGACAAUUCUUUCGCACUGCUGUACGGCAAGUUUAGGACUCAUGCACCGAGGAUUCACUCUCUGGUGGGCCAGAUUGAAGAACGGAUGGAACGAAAUGCUGAGUAUCGAGAGCUGAUGGAUGCUUGCCAUACCUGCUAUUUUGGGCAACGAGAGACUCUGCUCGGGCCUAGCGUGUCGACAGCCAUGAAAGAACUCGCAGCCACUCACCAGCGCGAUCAUUGUGCUCUGGUCAGAAGUGGGUGUGCCUUCCUGGUGCACCUCUGUGAAGAUGAACACCAGUUGUACAUGCAGUUCUUCUCCAAGGCCACUUCAUUGUUGGACGACUUCCUGGGUCACUUAUGUUGCAGACUGUAUGAUGUCUUUCGUCCCAUCAUAAUUCACAUCAAUCACCUGGAAACACUGGCAGAACUCUGCAGUAUAUUGAAGGUAGAAAUGAUGGAACAACAUGUUGCUGCGAAUCCAAAUGAGCUGCGAGCGUUUUGCAAGAUCGCUCAGCAAAUGCUCGAAGACGUGCAGGAGCGGUUGGUCUACCGUACCUUGGUCUACAUUCGCACGGAUAUCCUGGGCUACAAUCCUGCACCCGGUGAUUUGGCAUAUCCGGAAAAGCUCGAAAUGAUGGAGAGCAUUGCCGAGAGCCUUGCACAGAACUCUCUAAGCCGGUCAAGCUCGCGAGGCUCCCUGGUGUCCAUUGGUUCUUCAGCCUCCGGAAGCCUGCCCCAUCCUCAAGGCAGUGCUCACUCUACCGAAAAGCCCAACGAGGUGGCAGUGCUCCAGGUCUCAUCCUCUCAGCAUGUCACCGAAACUAGCAGCGGUGGCACCACUAUGCACACGACCGUUUCCACACAGAACUCUGAUGCUGUGCCAUCUACGAGGCACAAAGGCUAUUCUCCUGCAGACUUGCACGGAAUGUGGUACCCCACUGUUCGACGGACGCUGGUGUGCCUCUCGAAACUCUACCGCUGUGUCGAUAAAACCAUCUUCCAAGGACUCAGCCAGGAAGUGCUUGCAGCAUGUAUUGAAUCCCUAUCCGCAGCGGGGAAAGAAAUCUCAAAGAACAAGGCCAACAUAGAUGGAGAGCUGUUCCAAAUUAAGCACUUGCUCAUCCUUCGAGAACAAAUUGCACCUUUUCAAAUAGACUUUGCCAUCAAGGAAACGUCCCUGGACUUUACUAGGAUUAAAGAUGCAGCACUUAGUUUGUACAACAAAAAGUCUAGGCUCUUUUCAUUGGGAACAAACAAUGCCUUGUUGGAGUUUGUGCUUGAGGGGACGCUGUCUAUAAAGGAGAACCUUAUAGAUUCGAAGAAAGCGGUUGACAACCAGUUGAAAGCUUUGUGUGAGGAGUUUAUCGCAAACUCAGCUCGAACGCUCAUUGGACCACUUCAGGAUUUCCUGGACAAGGCAAACUUGAUUUUACAGGUGAAACAGCAGGAGCCAACGCGAACGGUGUCUCUGCGAAACCAACCGUUUGCUGCUCCUGACUCGGUGUCCACAGUGGUGAGCAGUGCCUACCGUCACCUCAAGAGCAGCCUGAAUGCGCUUGCCCGAAGCAUGUCUCUGUACCUUGCCAACAAGGACACCGAGCAGAUCCUCUUCAAGCCCAUCAAAACGAAAGUUCUGGCAUCGUAUGAGAACUUGAACCAGAUCGUGAGAACAACUUACUCUGCAGAGGACCAACAAAUCAUCGCCUGUCCAUCUGUUGAACAAAUUAAUGUCGUGUUAACAGGAUUCCAGACAAAAUGAGAAGCUACUCUGUAGCUCCAGUAACACUCUGUGACAAUGAAAGAUGCAAGUGAACGGCACACUCGAAGUGGCCAGCGGAUGCCGGCAAAGCGAUGCCCUCCGUGAACGCAUGCAUGCGCCUUCUCUUGCAGCAGUCGUGCAUUGUGUACACGUCGGGUGUGGUGCGAAUGCUUCCAAAUGUGUACAUAUGUGUAAAAAUGUUAAGUUAUUCGGAGAAGCAGUGGUAUGAAAGGAAUGUUUGCUGUUUUUUUACGUUUUAUAGUGAGAGAGGGUUGUUAUUAGAGGAAAGUAUUAAAGGUUUGUAAAGAAUCUUGUUA